Molecule: messenger RNA, 1607 nt
Organism: Micropterus salmoides (largemouth bass)
Lineage: Eukaryota; Metazoa; Chordata; Actinopteri; Centrarchiformes; Centrarchidae
Gene: tm6sf2b
Product: transmembrane 6 superfamily member 2
Exons: 11
Coding region: 204-1349 (381 amino acids)
Biological process (GO): regulation of lipid metabolic process; lipid homeostasis
Cellular component (GO): endoplasmic reticulum-Golgi intermediate compartment membrane; endoplasmic reticulum membrane
Source: RefSeq, a predicted model, not a curated record
UCUAAUACGACUUAUGUAAAUCCCUGACAAAACCAAAUUGCAUAACUUUUCCCCCAAAAGCUUCUUUGUCCCCACUUCAUUAUUUUCCCAGUAAAGGCCAUGGGUGCCUCAGGCCAGCUGUAAUUUGAUUAAUCCACUGAAAGGGUAGCCAGACGCAGUGCUGUGCAUUCUGUAGGGAAGGAGGCUGAACAGCUUUUUAAGAGAUGGAGACCUUCGUAUUUUUAUUUUCAUUUUCUGCCCUUGGCAUUCUUUAUGCUAUGAACACCAUUCCUGAGUUUCAAGAGCCUUAUGUGAUCUUGGUGACUGGGGCUGCUGUGUUGGUGAUUGUGUUUCUGUUCUAUUUCCUCAUCACUCGUGGCAACCCACCAAAAGACGCUUUAUUCUUUGUUUUUGCUGUAUUUUCCUUUACCUGUGUCAUUGACCUGACGAGUGCCUUGGAAUAUGACGGCAUUAUCUCCGGCUUUAUGGAAUUCUAUCAAAAGACAGGAGAGCCCUAUCUGGGAACAGCCUAUGCCAUCAUGAUGUGUUACUGGGAUGGAAUAGCGCACUUUAUCAUGUACCUGGUGAUGAUCAGCAGGAUAACAGACAGGAAGGCCUACCGUACCCUGGGCUUGAUCUGGGCUGGCUCUUUGUGUGCCAACAUGACUGUGUUUGUUGCCGGGAUAGUGGCAGGUAAAUUUGGGUCAGAAAUCCGUCCAGCCUUCUGGCUCAACUUCCUCUUCCUUUUGGUGCCCGUAUGGGGAGCCAUCACACUAUUCACUAGGCCCAAAGACAGACCACUAAUCGGAGGAUACAAUGCCCAGCAUGCUCAGACCACCUCAUUGAUCUGGCGUCCCUUGGAUCUGAUCCUGGUCCUGCUCAUGUUAGCUGCCAUGGCUUUCACCAUCCUCAGAGGCUUGGUGGCUCUGGACUCUCCACUAGAAGCCUGUUCCAUCUACCUAAAGCAUUAUGAACCCUACCUGAAGGAUCCUGUGGGAUACCCCAGAGUUAUGAUGCUUCUCAUGUUCUUCUAUGGACUACCUCUUUUGGGUGCGUUUGUCUAUGGUCUCCUUAAGCCCGGGUGCACAUGGAUGUCAGACUUGACUGUGUUCUUCGCUGGAGCCAUGAUCCAGUGCCAGUGGGCCCACAUCGGGGGGUCCCUCCACCCUCGAACCAUAGCUCCAUUUCGUGUCCCAAAUGAUGGUUUCUGGUCUGUGCUGGCAGCUAACUUGCUCUACGCAGUCACUCCUGUCCUGGUGGCCUUACGGGUUCACAGUAACCCCUAUUUCUUCCUGAAGAUUGCCCCCUUUCCUGGGCAGACCGGUUUGCCAAACAGCGAGGAGAAAGAUACCAAGUACAAAGACAAAUAGCAAUGCUUAAUCUUCUCUGACCUUUGGAGUUAAUUACUUAUCUGAUGAUUCAUGAAGAGCUGUUUUAUUCCAAAUGCCAUGUUUCAAAAUGCCAAAAUACACGAUUAUUUUGCUCAACAUCUUUUAAAUGAGUGGUUAUUUAAAUGUUUGCAAUACUAGGAUUCCUGAUGGCAUGCAUAAACAGUAAAACUACUGUAUGUCUACAGACAUUCAUUCCCCCCACCAGAUGAAUUGUAACAACUUUAGUGAGCCUCUGAC